Messenger RNA from Dibothriocephalus latus, 501 nucleotides. The record is from the annotation of a GenBank genome assembly. Lineage: Eukaryota; Metazoa; Platyhelminthes; Cestoda; Diphyllobothriidea; Diphyllobothriidae.
AUGCGGAUCCUCAGGUGUUGGUUUUGUUCCGGGCCUGUUUAUCCAGGUCAUGGGAUAACCUUUGUUAGGAAUGAUUCUAAAGAAUUCGUUUUCUGUCGGGGAAAGUGCCAUAAGGCAUUUAAGCAUAAACGGGCUCCCCGGAAGACCAAAUGGACAAAGACGUACAGAAAAAUGGCCAGGAAGGAGCUUAGUGAUGACUUUGCCCAGACUUUCGAACGGAAGCGAAAUACUGCUUUAAGAUAUAGUCGUGACAAUCUCUUGACGACAUGUAUGAGUUUCGAUUCUUUACUUAUGUCUGUAGUGAACGCCAUAAACUCCGUUGUCGCUAUCAAAAAUAAGCGCGAGAGCCUUUUCGUUACUAAGCGUUUGAAGGUAGGAGUGAAUCUUCGCAAGGAGGAGGACAAGAAUUUAGUCAAGACACAAAUGCACCUCAUCAAAGCACCUAACGGUACGUUUUAUUUCCCUACUUAUUUUUGCUCAUCCAGCUGCGAAGGAGAUUGA